Molecule: messenger RNA, 568 nt
Organism: Drosophila suzukii
Lineage: Eukaryota; Metazoa; Arthropoda; Insecta; Diptera; Drosophilidae
Source: RefSeq, a predicted model, not a curated record
CUAUGUCAAAGGUCUCAAGUCCAGGCCGUAAUAAGUAUGGAACUGGAACAUUAUCUGCGGUGUCUGGAAAUGAUAACAGAUGCUGGUGCCCUGAUGAUAGAAAAUUCCGCAACGGCCAUAUAACUUAUUUCCGGAUGCGUUGAUUUUUAACCCAAACUCAAACUAACCGGCAGCGUCCUCAGGUUUAUUAGGUUGGCCCAUCGGUUCGCCAAGAAGGCGAUAUACGACAGACCGGAAUGUCAUGUUCUAACUUUUACCAACGCUGUUGGUCUAAUCAGACCUACUAUAUGGAAGUUUGACAGCUAAUAUUUAUAAAAUGCAGAACUAACCAAAAGUUAGCCAGACUUAGCUUAAGUAGUCUCAAAGUAUUCUUAAAAAUAAAAAGGAAAUGAACAUUUGUAAAAUUCUUUAUUUAAAUAAUAAGCACUUUGCAGAUAAAACGAUAAUAGAACCAUUAAAAAAAUAAAACGUUUAUUUACCAAAAUACAUAUUAGGUGGUGACACGUUUCUUAAUAUAUAAAAUGCGAUUUAUUUUAUUUUCGUCGGACAGAACCAGUAUCAGAGCUAU